Molecule: messenger RNA, 820 nt
Organism: Emiliania huxleyi CCMP1516
Lineage: Eukaryota; Haptophyta; Isochrysidales; Noelaerhabdaceae
Exons: 2
Molecular function (GO): helicase activity
Source: RefSeq, a predicted model, not a curated record
GCGCACGCUCCAGUCGGGCUGGGCGACGCUGCGGCAGUGGGAGGAGCGGAUGAGAGACGACAUCCUCGCGUCGGCCGAGGUCAUCUGCAGCACCCUCAUCGGCGCUGGUUCGGAGUCGCUUUGCGGCCGCACCUUCUCGCUUGUGGUGAUCGACGAGGCGACGCAGGCGACGGAGCCCCGCGCCUCCAUCGCCCUCGCCCUCGCCCGCGGCCGCGUGGUCCUUGUCGGCGACCCGCAGCAGCUUCCGCCCACGACGCUCUCCGAGGAGGCGCGCAGGGCGGGCCUCGCCGUCUCGCUGUUCGAGCGCGCCCUCGCCGCAGGCGUCGCCCCGUAUCUCCCCAUAUCUCCCCAUAUCUCCCCGUAUCUCCCCGUAUCUCCCCGGGUCGCCCCCGUCGUGCUAACCACUCAGUACCGCAUGCACCCGCUCCUCGCCGCCUUCUCGAGCGCAGCCUUCUACCGCGGCGCCCUCACCAACGGUGCCGACCCCGCCUCCCGCCUCCCGCCGCCGCGCUGGCCGAGCAGACGCCCUCUCCUCUUCGUCGACGCCGCUGGACGGCGCGGGGGCGAGAGGGCGGCGCCCGGCGGCGUCUCCGUCCUCAACCACACCGAGGCGCACUCUCGGGGAAUCUCGCGGGGAAUCUCGGGGAAUCUCGGGAAGCCUCGUGGAAUCUCGGGGAAUCUCGGGGAAUCUCGGGUAAGAGGGGUCUCCGUCCUGCACACCGAGGCGCGCGCUGUCGCUGACGUGGUGGCUCGCGUGUGCGGGCGGGAGGGCGGCGCGGCGCCGUCCGACGUCGGCGUCGUCUCGCCGUACCUCGGCCAG